UUUGUUUGUUACCUUAGCGUGUGAAAGAUAACUUUUUUUUUUUUUUAAAGAGAAAGCCAACCCUAUUGUUUCUUUGAGAGGAAAAAACUUUCUCCAAGCCACCACCUUAUCUCAAUCUCUCUGUGGAAAUCUCUCUUUGAGAAAAGCUAAUAGUGGGAGGGGAGAAGAUAGAGAUAUGGAAGCUGUUUUGCAAACAAGAGGGCUUCUUUCUCUACCAUUGAAUCCCAAAAUCAGAACUUUGCAACCAUCUAAUGGGUUAAAGCAGAGACUUUUGGCUGUUAAACCGAAGCCCUUUGGUGGGUUUUCAUUAUCUUCAAAUGGGGUUUCGAAAGUCUGUGGCUCUGUGUCAAAACCACAAGGGUUGUUUGUCUCAAAGGAGAGACCUUUGCAUGUUUGCAAAGCUGAGGCGGCUGCUUCAGCUGAUGGUCAGCCUUUGUUGGGCGAGGAUGAUUCACCGAAGUUCUUGGGGAUUGAACUUGUGACUCUGAAAAAGAUUAUCCCUCUUGGGUUAAUGUUCUUUUGUAUUUUGUUUAAUUACACAAUCCUUAGAGACACAAAGGAUGUGUUGGUUGUGACGGCGAAAGGGAGCAGUGCUGAGAUUAUCCCAUUUUUGAAGACUUGGGUCAACUUGCCUAUGGCUAUUGGGUUCAUGUUAUUAUACACAAAAUUGGCUAAUGUCUUGUCCAAGAAGGCCUUGUUUUACACUGUUAUUGUCCCCUUUAUUGCCUUUUUUGGGGCCUUUGGAUUUGUUUUGUAUCCUCUUAGCAAUUAUAUCCACCCUGAGGCUCUGGCUGAUAAGCUUCUUCACACACUUGGCCCAAGGUUUCUUGGUCCUCUGGCAAUUCUGAGGAUUUGGAGUUUCUGUUUGUUCUAUGUCAUGGCUGAGCUUUGGGGCAGUGUGGUGAUUUCUGUUUUGUUUUGGGGAUUUGCUAAUCAGAUAACUACCGUUGACGAAGCCAAAAGAUUUUACCCUCUAUUUGGACUUGGAGCCAAUGUUGCCCUUAUUUUCUCAGGCCGAACAGUGAAGUAUUUCUCUAAUUUGAGGAAAAAUUUGGGUCCUGGAGUCGAUGGCUGGGCCGUCUCCUUGAAAGGAAUGAUGAGUAUUGUGGUUCUGAUGGGGCUUGCGAUCUGUGCUUGUUACUGGUGGGUGAACACUUAUGUUCCUCUUCCUACCCGUAGUAAGAAGAAGAAGGAUAAGCCAAAGAUGGGAACAAUGGAGAGCUUGAAAUUCUUGGUAUCUUCAAGAUACAUUAGGGAUCUUGCUACUUUGGUGGUUGCAUAUGGUAUAAGUAUCAAUCUUGUAGAGGUUACCUGGAAAUCGAAGCUCAAGGCUCAGUUUCCAAGCCCAAAUGAGUACUCAUCCUUUAUGGGCGACUUCUCAACUGCAACUGGAAUAGCAACAUUUACGAUGAUGCUUCUCAGCCAAUUUAUAUUUGAUAAAUAUGGAUGGGGAGUGGCUGCGAAGAUCACACCAUCAGUCCUCCUGCUUACAGGAAUUGGUUUCUUUUCUCUAAUAUUAUUUGGGGAUCCCUUCGCACCUGCUCUUGCAAAGUUUGGGUUGACUCCACUUCUUGCAGCCGUAUAUGUAGGUGCCAUGCAAAACAUUUUCAGCAAGAGUGCCAAGUACAGCUUGUUUGAUCCUUGCAAAGAAAUGGCCUAUAUUCCUUUAGACGAGGACACCAAGGUUAAAGGAAAGGCAGCCAUUGAUGUUGUGUGCAACCCAUUGGGGAAAUCUGGAGGAGCUCUUAUUCAGCAGUUUAUGAUCUUGACCUUUGGGUCGCUGGCGAACUCAACUCCUUAUCUUGGAGGGAUACUUUUGGUGAUUGUUCUUGCAUGGUUAGCGGCAGCCAGGUCUUUGGAUACCCAGUUUACUUCUCUGCGACAAGAAGAAGAGCUUGAGAAGGAGAUGGAAAGAGCUGCUGUUAAGAUCCCAAUCGUGUCUGGAAAUGAAAGCGGAAAUGGUUCUCUUUCAAGUGGUUCAACAUUCAAUCCCGCAACAGGUGACUCAACGAGCGAAACUUCUACUCCCCGCAAUAUUUGAAAUAAUUCUUUUAUUUCUUGUUGCAAGAAGAAUGGGGAGCACCGUUACAUGAAUAGUUUGUUGUAGGACUUUUUCUGCGAAUUACAGAAAUAAUAGCUAAAAACAUGUCUGCUCCCAACUGUUUUAAGUCCUUUUUGCAGUAGAUAAUGAGCUUAGUAUCUGUUUAUUUUGACAUUCCUGUAUUUUGUAGAAUUGCAUUUUGAUAUCAUAUUAAUAAAAACCAUUUAAUUUAUAUGAAA
Messenger RNA from Pistacia vera, 2280 nucleotides. Its product is annotated as plastidic ATP/ADP-transporter. Gene Ontology annotation, molecular function: ATP:ADP antiporter activity. Gene Ontology annotation, cellular component: membrane. Gene Ontology annotation, biological process: nucleotide transport. NCBI's taxonomy places the organism in Eukaryota, Viridiplantae, Streptophyta, Magnoliopsida, Sapindales, Anacardiaceae. The transcript is spliced from 5 exons. The record is from RefSeq and is a predicted model, not a curated record. The coding region runs from base 176 to 2041 and encodes 621 amino acids.